AUGAAGCUUGUAGCGGCUGCCAGGGUACGAAGAGCUCAAGACGCAGUCAUCAAUGGUCGGCCCUUCUCUGAGACCCUUGUGGAGGUUUUAUACGACAUCAAUGAGCAGCUUCAAGGUGAAGACGUUGAUAUCCCUUUGACUAAUGUUAGACCUGUCAAGAAAGUAGCCCUUGUGGUCAUUACCAGUGAUAGAGGUCUGUGUGGUGGUUUCAACAAUGCAUUGACUAAGAAAGCGCAAACCCGAAUUGUGGAGUUGAGGAAAUUUGGAUUGGAGGUGGUUCUGAUCAACGUUGGGAAGAAGGGAAACUCGUAUUUUAUGCGUAGGCUGGAGAUUAAGGUGGAUAGGUUGAUGGAAGGAGGGGCGUUUCCGACUGCGAAAGAAACUUCAAUCAACUUAAAUCCCCUUCUCAAUCUGAUAGCUUCUUUUCCUUUGAUUAUCGUCAUUCCCUCCUUCUCUUCUUCCUGCUUCAUCUCCACCAUUUCUGGGUUCUUACAGAGAAGGGAAGAAAAAAGGGAAGGGAAGGGAAGGGAAGAAGAAGAAGAGGACACGAUAUGGUGCUUCAGUCCACCAAUGUGA
Molecule: messenger RNA, 576 nt
Organism: Rosa rugosa (rugosa rose)
Lineage: Eukaryota; Viridiplantae; Streptophyta; Magnoliopsida; Rosales; Rosaceae
Product: ATP synthase gamma chain 1, chloroplastic-like
Exons: 1
Coding region: 1-576 (191 amino acids)
Biological process (GO): proton motive force-driven ATP synthesis
Cellular component (GO): chloroplast thylakoid membrane
Molecular function (GO): proton-transporting ATP synthase activity, rotational mechanism
Source: RefSeq, a predicted model, not a curated record